Messenger RNA from Plenodomus lingam JN3, 159 nucleotides. The record is from RefSeq and is a predicted model, not a curated record. NCBI's taxonomy places the organism in Eukaryota, Fungi, Ascomycota, Dothideomycetes, Pleosporales, Leptosphaeriaceae.
AUGGCCAUGUCCAUGUCUCCUUCUCCCUGGAAAGAACGUGCAACAGGUAGCUCGGAUAGUGUUUGCACCUGUCAUCGUAUUCGCCGGCAGUUCGCGGGUCAGCAUGAAUCCAUGAUAUGUACCUGUGUAGAUGAACAAGAAGCCAGGAGGGCCAGGUAG